CCGCUUAAGGAGUCUGAUUGAUAGGAUCAACUGGCAGCAGAAAAUGAAAAGUAGUGUGGCACAGAUAAAACAUUCUUCAGGUCAUGACAGAAGGGAAAACAAUAGUUCAUAUCAGAGGACCAUCUCUCCAGAAGACAGAUAUGCAAAACAAGAAAGAUCCCCACGGGAUAGAGAUUACUUUGGGUACAGCAGGUCAGACAAUGAGCGUUCAAGAAGAGGACGUUCUUAUGAUGACAGCAUGGAGUCGCAAAGUAGGGACCGAGAGAAACUCAGAGAAAGAGAAAGAGAUGUGGAUCGGAAAAGGUACCGGAAAUCUUCAUCGCCUGGGAGAAGCCCAGAACCAUCGGUAACCCAAAGUUCCUCUGCUCAGGAUGAGCCUACUGCAAAGAAGAAGAAAGAUGAGCUGGAUCCUCUUCUUACUCGUACUGGUGGAGCAUAUAUUCCUCCUGCAAAGCUCAGGAUGAUGCAAGAACAGAUCACAGAUAAAAACAGCUUAGCAUACCAGAGGAUGAGCUGGGAAGCUCUAAAGAAGUCAAUUAAUGGUCUUAUCAACAAAGUCAACAUUUCUAAUAUAGGUAUUAUUAUUCAAGAACUCCUUCAAGAAAACAUAGCUAGAGGGAGAGGCCUGCUGUCCAGAUCUGUUUUGCAAGCACAGAGUGCUUCUCCAAUCUUCACCCAUGUUUAUGCAGCUUUAGUGGCUAUUAUCAACUCAAAAUUUCCACAAAUCGGAGAAUUAAUCCUCAAGAGGUUAAUUCUUAAUUUUCGGAAAGGUUAUCGAAGAAAUGAUAAGCAACUUUGUCUGACUGCUUCAAAAUUUGUGGCACAUCUUAUUAACCAAAGUGUGGUACAUGAAGUUUUAUGCUUAGAGAUGCUCACUUUGCUCCUGGAAAGACCAACAGAUGAUAGUGUUGAAGUAGCUAUUGGUUUUCUCAAGGAAUGUGGCCUCAAAUUAACACAGGUGUCACCAAGAGGUAUUAAUGCUAUAUUUGAACGCCUUCGAAACAUUCUCCAUGAGUCUGAAAUAGACAAAAGAGUUCAGUACAUGAUUGAAGUGUUGUUUGCUGUAAGGAAAGAUGGGUUCAAAGACCACCCUGUUAUUCUAGAAGAACUUGACUUAGUGGAAGAAGAUGAUCAGUUCACCCAUAUGCUUCCUCUGGAAGAUGACUAUAAUCCAGAAGAUGUUCUUAAUGUUUUCAAGAUGGAUCUUAAUUUUAUGGAGAAUGAAGAGAAGUACAAAGCUAUUAAGAAGGAAAUUCUUAAUGAAGGAGAUAGUGACUCAAACACAGAUCAAGAUGCUGGAAGUAGUGAAGAGGAGGAGGAGGAAGAGGAGGAAGAGGGAGAAGAAGACGAAGAAGGACAAAAAGUGACUAUUCAUGACAAAACAGAAAUUAAUCUAGUCUCAUUUCAUCGUGCAACUUAUCUUGCUAUUCAGUCAAGUUUAGAUUUUGAAGAAUGUGCUCACAAAUUGCUGAAAAUGGAGUUUCCUGAAAGCCAAACGAAAGAACUCUGCAACAUGAUACUGGAUUGCUGUGCUCAACAAAGAACAUAUGAGAAAUUUUUUGGCUUAUUAGCUGGGCGAUUUUGCAUGCUAAAGAAAGAGUACAUGGAAUCCUUUGAAAGUAAAUUCAAAGAACAGUAUGAUACCAUCCAUCGCUUGGAGACAAACAAAUUGAGAAAUGUUGCUAAGAUGUUUGCUCAUCUUUUAUACACUGAUUCACUUCCAUGGAGUGUUCUUGAAUGUAUAAAGCUGAGUGAAGAAACCACUACGUCCUCCAGUAGGAUUUUUGUUAAAAUAUUUUUCCAAGAACUGUGUGAAUACAUGGGUCUUCCUAAACUUAAUGCAAGAUUAAAGGAUGAAACCCUACAGCCAUUCUUUGAAGGGUUAUUACCCCGAGAUAAUCCCAGAAACACUCGUUUUGCCAUCAACUUUUUUACUUCUAUAGGUCUUGGAGGUUUGACAGAUGAAUUGCGUGAGCAUCUCAAAAAUACACCAAAGGUCAUUGUGGCACAGAAACCAGAAAUUGAGCCAAAUAAUUCCUCCCCCUCCUCUUCCUCUUCUGCAUCCUCCUCGGCAGAGUCCUACUCCUCUGCUUCUGGUUCGGACAGCAGUGACAGCAGCUCAGAGUCUUCCAGCAAAGACAGCGAUUCCUCAUCCACCAGCAGUCAGAGCUCUGCCUCAGCUAAAGCUAUAAGAAAGAAGAGACAAGGGAACACCAGAAGCAAAGAAGUAGAUAAAUUUAUCAGGAAACAACAAAUAAAUGAUAGGAAGCAAGAAGAAAGAAGAUCAGAGCAAAGGCACCAAGAAACAAGGACUGAAAGAGAAAGGAGAUCAGAAAAACUCAGAGAUAAAAAUUCAAGGGACCCAAAUAGGAGAGACUGA
Myotis lucifugus (little brown bat) is the source of this 2380-nucleotide messenger RNA. Its product is annotated as pre-mRNA-splicing factor CWC22 homolog. The transcript has a single exon. The coding region runs from base 44 to 2380 and encodes 778 amino acids. Gene Ontology annotation, cellular component: catalytic step 2 spliceosome. The record is from RefSeq and is a predicted model, not a curated record. NCBI's taxonomy places the organism in Eukaryota, Metazoa, Chordata, Mammalia, Chiroptera, Vespertilionidae. Gene Ontology annotation, biological process: mRNA splicing, via spliceosome. Gene Ontology annotation, molecular function: protein binding; RNA binding.